Pisolithus orientalis is the source of this 3366-nucleotide messenger RNA. Its product is annotated as Nrap protein. The record is from RefSeq and is a predicted model, not a curated record. The transcript is spliced from 14 exons. Gene Ontology annotation, biological process: tRNA export from nucleus; rRNA processing. NCBI's taxonomy places the organism in Eukaryota, Fungi, Basidiomycota, Agaricomycetes, Boletales, Pisolithaceae. Bases 1 to 3366 code for a protein of 1121 amino acids. Gene Ontology annotation, cellular component: small-subunit processome; UTP-C complex; CURI complex.
AUGGAAGACGGAGAACCUCAAAACAGUGGUGGAGGGGAAGAAGACUCAAUGGACUGGGGUGCAAGCUCACAUCAUGCCAGCAAACCUCCGACCGGCGAAGAGCUUCGAAUGAUCAAGGAUGCUGUCAACCUCUACCAGUCGAGUUCCUUUAAACUUCAGAUUGAUGCACUCCUUCCGAACGUCCGCCCGAGCACGAAGGAUUCGAGAAAAGCACCUCUGGAACGCUUCCUCCAUUCCCUCCGUUCGCAUCUGAUAUCUAUGCGUGCGUUUGAGCCUCAAAAUCCAGUGUCCGCCGCACGGGCGCUGGCCAAACAGGGGAUAGCUAUGCCAUUUGCGCUCCCGCAUCCCACAGAAGAAGUCAAGUGGAAAGUCGGGUUCGAACCUCCGAGUGAUAUCAAUGUCGUUGGAAGCUGGGCGAAUCAGAUCUGCGUGAAGCGGAAGGACGGGGUGCCAUUCACAGUCGACGUGACGAUUGAAAUGCCUGACUCUUUGUUUCAGGAGAAAGACUAUUUAGAUAGCAGGUAUUUCCACAAACGUGCCUUCUAUCUUGCUGUUGUUGCACAGAGUCUGUCAACUUCACUAGAGGUUGACACAUUCUACCAAUCUACGCUUGGAGAUCCACGUCUGACUGUACUGGUACUUUCACCGAGGAAAGGGAGCCAGAACGACUUUUCCAAGGCUCACGCCAAAAUUCACGUCAUCCCCGUCAUCUCUUCGUCCAACCCUAUGCCCCUAUCGCGACUGUCCCCGUCGCAUGCUAAUGUUCGUCUUCCUGGAAAAUCUUCAGCUGGUCCCCAGCCUACCCCUAUUUAUAAUACGAAUGUUCUCCUCGCCACCUACCCCAAACUCUCGCUACUCGCUACCAACGCCCUCAAACAUUUAUGCCCAGCCUUCUCGGACGCUUAUGCUCUACUGCGCGUAUGGGCGAAUCAGAGAGGAUAUGGAGAGGGACCGAUAUGCGUGAGAGGUUUUGAGGGGAAGGGAUGCUGGUGGAAUGAAGUUCUUGGUCUGGUGGUUUUCGGGGAAGAGUCCACUCGCGCGAACAAGGCAAAUGUGAGAAAGCCACUUGGAAAAGGAUUGAGUUCGUAUCAGCUAUUUCGCGCUGCACUUGACGUUUUGGCAAGGCAAGACUUCUCGCAGAAAGCUGUGCACGUCAAGUCGACCAAUGGGCACAAGUUCUCCCCAGACGAGUAUACUUCUCAUCAUUCUGCGGUCUUUGUGGACUCGACGUCUACCCUUAAUCUUCUCGCAGACGUUCCCUCUACCUCCCUUAGCAUGCUUAGAUAUGACGCUAACGAAACACUGGAGAAGCUAAACACCUCUUCAGAAAGCGACAACAUUUUCGCUCAGCUGUUCCUGAAUGACCAGACUCAAUUGUCCAAGAGAUGUGAUGCUGUCAUUAGGGUUGAUCUCGCUCGUGCGUCUAAGAAGCAAUCAGCUUACGAGUUCGGUGACCGUGUACAGGCGAUUGGAAUAUUCCACCCAUCAUCAAAAAUGCGCUCUAUCACCGACGCCUAUAAUCCGCUGCUUUCAACGAUCUAUAUUGGCUUAACUUAUAAUUCUGAGAAUGCCUUCCGGCUUGUCGACCACGGGCCUCCUGCCGAUGGACCAGACUCAGAAGCAGGUCGACUAUUUCGUCAGCUUUGGGGUGACAAGGCGGAAUUGCGUAGAUUUAAGGAUGGGCGCAUCGUUGAAAGUGUAGUCUGGGAAGUCAAGACCUCUGAUGAGCGCGCUCACAUACCAGUCGCUAUUGUUCGGCAUCUGUUGCGUUAUCACUUUGGGAUCCCGGAAAACGAUGUACGGAGCCCACAGAACUACCUCGAUGCAAAACUACGACUACCAGACGAGGUCUCAAGUAUCUUCCAGGCUUCAGGAUCUUCCAGUGGUUUCAAGUCUGCGCUUUCUGCCUUUGACGGUCUGAUCCCACUAGCAUUGUCAAGCGUCAGCCCUACUUCGGAAUAUCUUCGUUAUGCCAGUGCUCUAGGUCCUGUUCCCAUACCCCAAUCUGCUUACCUCGCGCUACCCGACUCGUACCGCUACCUCCCCACGAUCGAUGUCAAUCUCGAGUUUGAAAAGUCUACAAAAUGGCCCGACGAUAUCCGUGCUGUCCAAAAGGCCAAACUUGCGCUUUUAGAGGCGAUUGCAACAGCUUUAUUGAGUGCAAACAAAAUAACUCGUGCCAGCGUCUGUACUGCUGACUGUUCUGGAUCAACCAUCCAGCAGCAGGGACCCUCCUUGGAAAUCCACACUGCGGAGGGUUGGGCGUUCUCCGUGCGGAUAUGGUAUGACCGGGAAGCGACCCUACUGGAACGUCUCUCCAGUUCGGUUCGGACUCCUGCACGGCCACUCGCACCGUCCGAGGCUAAUCCCCGCGAACAACGUGAGGCACAGCAAGCGCUUGAAAUAUAUACUUGCCAAUUCAUCCACGCACCUCGUCAUCACCGAGCAGUUGCCAACCUUGCGCAUCGCUUUACUGCGUAUGUUGGGACUGUCCGGCUGGUGAAGCGUUGGCUUGCGGCUCACUGGCUGCUUACGACCCACGUCUCUGCAGAAGCAGUCGAAAUCAUUUCUGCACGGCCCUUCCUUGGUUCGGGUGCUGUCCUUCCGGAUGAUGCCUCAAGUAUCCCGAGGAGCAAGGAACGUGGUUUCGCGCAAGUGCUCGAAUUCCUCCGAGACUGGAAACCCGAGGAACCUAUUUUUGUUCCUAUAUAUGAAGAUAGUGCACCAAGUUCUGAGCCUACCGUUGUUGCGGUCAGCUCAAAGCAGGGUGUUUGGACGAUCUCUACCUCGGAAGAUAACAGUGGGCGAAUGUGGACAUCCAGUGGGCCAGACGCUAUUGCUGCUCGACGGCUCCGCGCAAUUGCGAGAGAGGCGUGUAAAAUACUACACGGUACAGAUAUUGAUUCCUUGGAUGUUGAGAGACUGUUCUCUCAUGCCACGGAAGACUAUGACGUCCUCAUCGAGCUUGACCCGAUGAUCUUGCCUCGAUAUCAUCAAUCCAUAAACGCCGAGUCGUCCGCCUUGUCGAAGGACCGCACGAUUCCUCAAGAGGAUGACGCAACCCCGAGACCAGGUUUCGAUCCUGCCUGGUUGUUGUUUCAGGACCUUCAGGUGACAUACUCUGAUACUCUGAAGUUUUUCUAUGAUGUUUAUGGCGGUCGUUACAUCGGUGCCAUUUGGCUGCCUAUCGUCUCGGGCAUUCGCCCAUUCAGAGUAAUGGGAGGGUUCUCCAGUACACCAGCUGAACAGAAACCGAAUGAGAAAAAUAAGGGGACUGUCGUGCUAAACAAGCAGGCUGUGUUGGACGAAAUCGAACGCCUCGGUGCAGGUUUCAUCAAAAAAGUCGAGGCUCGGGAGAGAUCAUAG